GUCCAAGCUGAGAGCGUUUCUGACUUCGGCGCUUCCUUUCAGGCCGGCUCGGCUGCACUGCUGUUCAUGUGGACUGCUCAGAGUCCGUGAACUAAGCGGGCCCCUGUCCUGACCAGAGCGUGGACACGGAGCCUCUCCUCCCGCCGCGCUCUAGCUGCCUCCAAGGAACCCAAAGCAGCUUACAUUCCAUUUUUAUCUUCAGAGCAACAACGCUGUGAGGUGGGGAACCAUGGCUUACCAAAGCUUCCUGCUGGAGCCGAUCAGCUGCCAUGCCUGGAACAAGGACAGAACUCAACUGGCCAUCUGUCCCAAUAACCACGAAGUGCACAUUUACAAGAAAGAUGGAGCGAAGUGGACCAAAAUUCAUGAGCUGAAGGAGCACAACGGACAGGUGACAGGCAUCGACUGGGCCCCGGACAGCAACCGCAUCGUGACCUGCGGCACGGACCGCAACGCCUACGUCUGGACGCUCAAGAGCAACGCCUGGAAGCCGACGCUCGUCAUCCUGCGGAUCAAUCGCGCCGCCCGCUGCGUGAGGUGGUCUCCCAAGGAGAACAAGUUUGCCGUCGGCAGCGGCUCAAGGCUCAUAUCCAUCUGCUACUUUGAGCAAGAGAAUGACUGGUGGGUUUGCAAACAUAUCAAGAAGCCCAUUCGAUCGACAAUCCUUAGCUUGGACUGGCACCCCAACAACGUCCUCCUGGCAGCCGGAUCCUGCGAUUUCAAAUGCAGGAUUUUCUCAGCCUACAUCAAGGAGGUUGAGGAGCGGCCAUCACCCACCCCCUGGGGAUCAAAGAUGCCGUUCGGGGAGCUCAUGUUCGAAUCCAGCAGCAGCUGCGGCUGGGUCCACAGCAUCUGUUUUUCGGAGAGCGGCAGCCGCGUGGCCUGGGUGGGUCACGACAGCACCAUCUGCCUCGCGGACGCCAACAAGAAAAUGGCCGUGGCCUGCCUGUCCACAGAGACUCUGCCUCUCCUGGCCGUGACCUUCAUCACCGAGAACAGCCUCGUGGCUGCGGGCCACGACUGUUGCCCGAUGCUGUUUACAUACGACGAGCAGCAGGGCAUGCUGGCUUUUGGGGCAAAGCUGGACGUCCCCAAGCAGAGCUCCCAGCGCGGCCUCACUGCUCGUGAGCGCUUCCAGAACCUGGACAAGAAGGCCAGCUCGGAUACCAGCAACGCCUCCCUGGACACACUCCACAAGAACAGCAUCAGCCAAAUCUCUGUAAUCGCCGGCGGGAAGGGCAAUUGCUCCAAGUUCUGCACCACAGGAAUGGAUGGAGGGAUGAGCAUCUGGGAUGUUAAGAGCUUGGAGUCAGCUAUGAAGAAUCUCCACAUCAAGUGAAAGGGCAGCUCCUUAGUGCAGUGUUUUUCCUUGCCUCCAGUUGAGGAAGAACUUAAGCCCAGCAGCUCAGCCUCCUUAGCUCCUGUCUUCUUUCCUGCAGCUUGACAUACCCAUGAAGAUCAUCUCAGCAGCUUUGCAAUUUCUUGGUGCUUUGUGAGCAGACACGGCUUUAAAGAUAUACUGUGCUUAAGAAAUGACACAGAGCCACUGGUCAUGAUUAGCAAGUAAAACUUGUUUUUCUUCCCCACA
This is a messenger RNA of Varanus komodoensis (Komodo dragon), 1588 nucleotides long. RefSeq names its product actin related protein 2/3 complex subunit 1B (gene ARPC1B). NCBI's taxonomy places the organism in Eukaryota, Metazoa, Chordata, Lepidosauria, Squamata, Varanidae. Gene Ontology annotation, molecular function: actin filament binding. Gene Ontology annotation, cellular component: actin cytoskeleton; Arp2/3 protein complex. The record is from RefSeq and is a predicted model, not a curated record. The transcript is spliced from 11 exons. Gene Ontology annotation, biological process: Arp2/3 complex-mediated actin nucleation. The coding region runs from base 230 to 1339 and encodes 369 amino acids.